Messenger RNA from Meriones unguiculatus (Mongolian gerbil), 7341 nucleotides. It is a transcript of the gene Rnf212, whose product is annotated as ring finger protein 212. Gene Ontology annotation, biological process: reciprocal meiotic recombination; protein sumoylation; homologous chromosome pairing at meiosis. NCBI's taxonomy places the organism in Eukaryota, Metazoa, Chordata, Mammalia, Rodentia, Muridae. Gene Ontology annotation, cellular component: synaptonemal complex. Gene Ontology annotation, molecular function: SUMO transferase activity. The coding region runs from base 87 to 1187 and encodes 366 amino acids. The transcript is spliced from 14 exons. The record is from RefSeq and is a predicted model, not a curated record.
AGAGCCGCCUUUCCAGGCUGCGCGGGGUCGCGGGGAAGUACGUCCCUACCUCAGCGGCCUCGCCGCUCUGGCGCGGGUCUCGCGUCAUGGCCAGCUGGGUGUUCUGUAAUCGCUGUUUCCAGCCGCCGCACAGGAAGUCGUCCUUCAGCCUGACCAGCUGCGGGCACGUGUUCUGUGACUCCUGCCUCCGCAAAGGUAAAAAGGAUGAAUGCCUAAUCUGUCAAGUUCCUUGUCAUACAGUUUUACUUUCAAAACAUACCAACUCCAGUAUCCAGGCAUUCUUCCUGGGCAUAGAUGGUCUGUGUAAGAAGUAUUCCCAGGAGACCUCUCAGAUUUCAGAAUUCCAAGAAAAACACAGGAGGAGAUUAGUGGCUUUCUAUCGAGAAAAGAUUUCUCAGUUGGAGGAGUCCCUCAGAAAGUCAGUGCUACAAAUCAAGCAACUACAAAGUAUGAGGUCAUCACAACAAGCAGCUUUCAGCACAAUUAAAAAUUCAGUUUCAGCAAAGCCAAAUGGAUUUCUCUUGCUGCCACCCAACUCUUCACUCCCUGACAGAAUAGAGUCAAUGGAAAUUGACCUGACUCCUCCAGCAAGAAAGCCUGAGAUGGCAGCAGGCCCUUCAAGAAUCUCUUUGAUUAGUCCACCUCAGGAUGGUCGGAUGGGCAGCGUCUCCUGCCUGGGAACCCAGCAUCUCAGCUUGACACCCAGCCAUGCAAACAUGGCAAAGGCUAUCAGAGUCCCACCGUUGCAGAUGCCCUACAAUGAAGUGUCGCCAGCUCCAGUAUCACAGCUGUCCAGCAGAGCAGCACAAGGGCCUUCCCCCAGCCCUAGCAGUUCUUGGGCUGGACCGCCCCGGCAGCCCAUCAGCAUCUCAGGGCUGAUGCAGAGGCAGUGUGCAGGGUCAGCAUCUCCUGCGGGGAUGGACACUGAGAAGAGGAGUCCAUUUUUACCCUCCACACCCACAAAUCUACGCUCUAUAGCCAGCCCCUGGCAUGUGUGCAUUCAUCGUGACUUCACUGGUACUGAACAUUCUGUUGGGCAGAGAUGGCACCAGGGGAAGGAGAUCCUUGUCUUUCCUAGGUUCAGUCAGUGCAGACCUGUGGACAGGUUCAGGCCAUGGAAGUUUUUAAACUGCGUGCCCAUGCUGUGCAAGUCUCCUCUGGGAAUAGUCGCCGCUGUGCAGAGCUGAGCAGGAACUGGGCUAUUUGCCAAAACACAAUCUCGGAGCACUCUCCUCUGGCCCCAGGGCCUGAUGGGACCCUUUCUCCAUCUCAGGUACUUUGCAUCACCAUCUCUACCUAUACCAUACCCUCUACUUAUACCAUACCAUAGCUUGAGGGCCAGCUAAGAGUGACUCAGGCUCAAGGGGGAGUGUUUUGUGGUGACAGGUCAGCAGAGGUGGCUGGAACAGAGGGCUUUGGGCCAUUUGCCUAGACCCAUCCCUUGCAUGUCGGUCCACUUCCUGAGCCUGGGCCCUACGUCUUCCUGUCUGUUUUGGGGUUUCUGGAUUGUUCUUUUAAUGAAGUCCUAUUGGGACUGGUGGGUGGGAGUGAGCAGAACCUUCACUGAGCCAACUAGGAAAUCUCUUGGGCCAAGAACCUGGAAAUAGUUUGGCCAGUACUCACUGCAGGUUGGCCCCUUGGGCUGUAUGUAUUCAGAUGAAGCCUGUAAGCACACCCUGUCCCCACCAUGCUAGUUGAUGAGUCUGGAAACACAAGUGUCUUGGGGACAUUGGCAACAUAAGAUCUAGGAAGGCAGAAGGUGGCAUCUGCCCCCAAAACAGAGACACCACAUAGAUAACCCAGAGUGUCCAGAGAGAGGCUUUACAAAUGCCAAAGUUAUAAAACAUCCAUCCUUGAGUUAGAGGAUAAUGUAAAUGCUCCAGCAAGACUAAGCCUCAAAGGUAAUGCUGAGGAAAAAGACAGGUCUGUGGUAAGUCUAUGAAAUCCUAUCAGCUUGGCCAGCUAUCUGCAUCAGUAUUACUCUCAUUGUUCAUCUCAGCUGGCAAACAAAUCUUUCAUUAUCAGUUGGCACAUACAUAGCUCCCUUCAGUGAACACGUGUAGGUCCCUGUCAGUGGAAACCUAUGUGGUUCCUUUAUUUGGCACAUACAGCUCCUCUUCAGUGGGGACUCAUGGUUGGCCCUCAGGUAUCACCCAGCUGGUUCCCUUCACUAGGUACAUACACAGCUCCCCAUCAGUGGCCACCCAAAACUCUUAUGUCUUCAGGAAAAUGUGCUGUCGGGUGAGCCCAGAAAACACAGGGUAUACACAGGAGCUUCAGUUUGCCUGGCCUACCGGUCAUCCAGCUACAAGACCAAAGAUGGGACAGAUGGUCCCACAGUCGAGGUACAGUGCAGCUGUGGAGAGCCUUGGUCCUGGGCUUCAGGAGGUAGUGUUGGGCCUACACAAGAAACAGUGAAAUACAUGAUGUUUUUGAGCCCCUCUGGAGUGUGGCAUAAUUCAACCCCAGGCAUGGAUGCCAGGACCCUUAACCUUGACGAUGCCUUGCCACUGAGGGGGUACGUCCCUAUGCGCUCACUUAAGGGAAACACAGGGCGAACUGUCUUGGAGUGCCGGGAUAAUGCCACUGCUGCCUGCUUUGAAGAAUUUUCCCAUAAUUCCUUGUUUUUUUUGUUUUUUUUUUUUUUUUUUUUUUUCAAAAAUUAAACUGUUUGGGGAGAGCUAGGGAGCUUGCUGAGUGGGCAAAGUGCCUGCCACACAGGCAUGGAGACCUGAGUUGAAUUGCCAGCGCACAGAAGACAGAAAUGGUAUGCACACCUGUAGUCGACAGUUGCUGUUUUGUGGCUUCUUCCCUUUCUCACCCUGUUAACACCCCACACUCACUACCCCCUAACAAUAGACAGGAGAAAAACAAAGAUAGAGGGGAGAGAGGAACUGGGGAAAUCCCUGAACUAAUCCUGUUUGGGGGGAUAGGGUUUGGGACAGGGUUUAUCUGUGUAACAGCCCUGGCACUCUGUGUAGACAGGCUGGUCUCCAAUCAGAAAGAUUCACCUGCCUCUGCCUCCUGAGAGCUGGGAUUAAAGGCGCGCACUGUCACACCUGGCUGUGUCUCUUUCCUUUUGAUUCUUCUUUGACCACGGCCACUAAUGAAUCACAAAUAACUUCCCUAAAGGACCAACAACCACCUACUCCACCUAUCGGAUUCUUGCAUUUAUAUACCCUCUGAAAAGUUCCCAGGAUUCCUAACGUCAAACACUCACAGAAGCUAUCUGCAGCUGGCAAAACCAUGCCCUCUGCUAGAGCACGAAGCAAAUCAUAGUCAGCUGCUGCAGACAGUUUGAAGCAGCCCCACAUCCCCACACCUGGGAUUAAAACAAAACCACAUUCUUAUCAUAUUUCUGUGUUUUUAAAGAAAUAAAAAAAUCCAAAAUUGUCAUUGUACAUACCUGUAACUCUGGCUAUAAAGGAGUAGAUAACUCAUUAGUCAGCCAGCAUAGAAUAAUGAGUUUCAGGUUCAGUGAAAAAAACAAAACAAAACAAAAAAACCUGUCUUUUUUGUUGGUGGUGGUUUUUGAGACACGGUUUCUCUGUGUAGCCCUGGCUGUCCUAGACCUCACUCUAUAGGCCAGGCUGGCCUAUGAACUCAGAGAUCUGCUGCCUCUGACUCCCAAGUGCUGGGAUUAAAUUUGUGUGCUAUCACUGUCCAGCCUAAGGAAACAAUGUCUUGAAAAAUAAAGAUGGAUGAGGCCGUGUUGAUGUCUGUGAUCUGUGCUGCUGCCAAGGGCCAUAUCUGGGUUCAUGGUCCUAAUGCAGCCAAGGGCCAUGUUGAUACUCAUGGCCUGCACCACCACCGAAGGCCAUGUGGCUGCCUGAAGUCUCUGUGGACCACGCUGCCACCAGGAGCCAUGAUGGUGUGAGUGGCCUUCCAGCCACCUAAGGCCAUGAUGAUGUCCUUGGCCGGUACUGCUGCCAAGGGCUGUGGUGGUGCCCUUGGCCUGUGCUGCAGCAGGGGCCAUGUUGAUGUCUGUGGUCUGUGUUGCAAUGGGAGGCCAUGCUGGAGUCUGUGGCUUGUGCUCAUGCUGGGGGCCGUACGGAUGUCUGCAGGCUGUGCUUUCGUCAGAGGCCGUGUGGGGGUCCUUGAUCUGUGUUCUAAAGGCAGGGAUGCUAAUCCCAGCUCUUGGGAGGCAGGUGAAUCUCUGAGUUCCAGGACAGUCAAGGCUACACAGAGAAAGCCUGUGGGGGUCAGGAGAAGAAGGCAGGGAAGCUACUUUUGAAGUGGUGUCAAUCACUGCAGACUGAUGGUUGCCAGAUAGGGACAUGGUAGGCUUCUGUGGUAACCUCUAGCCCUCACCCCACACACAACAAGUAACAGCCUAGACAGAAAGCCAUUGAAGAGAACUCCUUAAAAUUGUGGUAAUGGUGCUACAAUGCAGUUCUCCACAAUUGACGGCUGCCGCGGCUGCCGUAGGAAAGGACUCAGUUGUUUGUUUGUUUUUCUAAGGGACUGGCCACUGGGAGCUUGGUCAUGCUCCAGUGAGUAUACAGGCAACACAAAUUGGACUUGUUUUUUUUCCCUUCUUCUUUUUUGGUGGGGCGUGGGAGGACUGGGAGGUGAGGGGAUGGACCUGAAGGGACUGGGGGCGGUGAGUGUGAUUGGGGUGCAUGAUGUGAAAUUCUCAAAUAGUCAAUAAGAAUAUUAUGUAAUAAAAAGUAUGUCAGGCCAGACAUGACGGCGCACUCAUGUAAUCCCAACACUCAGGAUGCAGAAACAGGUGAAUCUCUGUGAGUCCCAGGCCAGCCAAGGCUGAGAGUGAGUUUUUGUCUUAAACAAAAUAAAAAUAAGAAGUCUGUUCUUCUCUUUCCCUUACAAAACUAAAAAAUAAAGGUGGAGAGUGAUAGUGAUAAGACGCCUAAUGUUGACCUCUGACCUCCACAUGCAGUGUGUGCGCAUCACAUAUACAUGUACAUACACACAAGGACACACACUCAUCCACACACAGUUGGGGGUGGGGUGGCUCAGUGAUAAAGCAUGUGCAAACACUUGGGUUCAGCGUUCAGCACCACAUUCGAUUUUUUUCUUAAUUUUGUAUCAUGUGUUUGUUAAUUCGUUAUGUGGGUUUGUGACUGCAUGUGCCCCUGUGUAGAGAGGUUAGAGCACAGCCUGCAGAAGUGAGUUCUUUCCUCCAUGAGGUGAGUCUCAGGUAAAGUUCAGGUCAUCAGGCUGGGCAGCAGACAUUUCACAGGCCCUCAGAUUUUUUAAAUCACAAAAAAAAAAAAAAAAUUAAUUACUAGGCACAACAGUGAGCAGGGGCCCUUACUCCUAAGAUCUGCUCUCUCCCUGGCCUGUCUGUGGGCAUGUCAGCCUCUGUUUGCUGCUGUCAGGACAGGACUAUCAUUGCCACAGCGAUGAGCACCUACCAGCUCUCACCCAUAGUCAGCCGGGCCCUGCCAUGUAGCUCAAGCUCGGGGGAGUGACAGGCAGAGAGCUUCCAGAGCAGUCUGGACUCUCCCAGUCCGGAGUGAACAGAAAGGGAACGGAACUUUGUUGAGGGGAAGCAGAGGCCACGCUGGUCUGUGCAGGUUCGUGGGGGAUGCCUAACUAGGGGAGCUUCAACCCUGCAUCAACAGUGUGGGGGACAAAGGGCUCUUGAGAGCUUCUCACAUAACCACCACCUAGGACAGGAGCUGCAGAUUUAGAGUGAUCAGGAUGGGCAUGAAUUGGUGAACACCCAUGAACAGGACUAGGUGACUCCAAAGAUUUCCUGAAAAACUGCUGAUAAAAUGUCUCAGCUGUGGGGUAAUGUCACCUCAUUCUCCAUAAACAAGCCAUUUGUUACUACAUUUAUCCAUAAAGUUCCCCAGAAGAGCUCCUGUGGCCACACAGCGUAGAACAUGAUGUAAGAUGAUUCUCUUUCAAAGGGUGCCUCUGAGCAGAGCCUGCUAGCCGAUCAUGUCAGCCUACAGGGUACACUGGGGCCUCAGAACCCAAACUUGCCCCCCCAAAGGAGCUUCAGAACACCUGGAAGGGACCCUAGCAUCCUAGGAGUAUGGGCAAGAGACCUAGGACCCCAGUGCUGCUCCUGUAUGUGCUGCCCGAGACAGGGUACAGCUCAGAGAGGAGGAGGAAGGAAUUUGGUGUUUGGAGUUAGAGCCCUUUAGAAACCUCAGGAAUCCUUUUCAGGAAAUGUCUUUUCUCCUGCCAUAGAAACACGGAGAAAUGUGACCUUGAACUCCUCUGAGCCUUCUACAUCUCUUCCUGAGCUGAGAAUGGGGAGAACCAAGACUUCGGGGCCCUGUUUGGAGAACAUCCGGGGUGUAAGGAUUGUCAAGGGUGUCCACUGGGGACUAUCUGACACCAGGAAGGGGAGGUCUGGGUUUAACCAAGCCUGACAGUUACUGCGGAGAACAGCAAAGGAAUUGACAUAGGGGGAAGGCUGGGGAGAGCCAGAGGGCACAGGGGAUAGACUCCAGCACCAGGUAGAGUGCUCGCCGUCUCUACCUCUGUCCCUCCCGUACUCCCUCACCAUGGGCUCUGCUGUCCUGCCUAAUGAGAGCUCAGCCUCUGGGGCCAAGGCCUGGAUGGGGUAAACUGCCAUGAGACAGUAGACUGCCCACAGAGGUCUGCAUCAACCCAAACCCUCACUCCUUUGUGAGGAGCUAGGAUGGCCAGAAGCUACACCUCCCAAGCUGAUGUAGAGGCAAGUAAAACCUUAGGAACCAAAUCCAGACUCGAGGGUGUCAGAAUUGGUGACCCACGGGCACAAGUGUGGGUUGAGGCUCCAGAGUUACAGAAGCUGAAGCUUUGCCUUAUGUACAGCCUGUAGGCCAUACCCCAUGGCCUGUCUGUCUGUAUGGGCUGACCCCACAGAAUGCAGUCUAGAAUCUCCUUAUACCACACACUUACACUAGAAUCUGAGGCCCUGUGGGAGCAGUCUGCACACGGGGACUCUGUCCUGCCAGUCAAUGUCCAGUGGUGUGCAACAAGAGAGGGUCUGUUUUAGGGGUCACUUUCAAACCCAGUGUUUGAGAAACCAGAAGGAUGUGGAAAAUGCAACUGGUCCCAGACCAGGAAGCCAUGGUUUUUGCCACUUGGCUCUUCCUGGCCCUGGGAAACUUGAUCCUGACACCAAGUCCUGGGCUACAGGAAGUGAAGAAGCUGCAGUUCCCCAAGGGACUGGCUAAAUGCUUCCAGUGAGGUGUGAGAAGGCUGCUGGCGGGCUGGCCACAGAGGCAUCUCAGACCUGUUUCCUGCUGAGACAACCCUCCCAUCCUGCUUAGUUCUAAUGCUUCUGGUUUCUCUGUUUUUACAUCUCAGACUGACACUUGGCAGAAAACUGAUUCGCCACAGGACUUUUCUGAGCCAAGACCUCUGUGAGGACAG